Molecule: messenger RNA, 1306 nt
Organism: Rhizopus microsporus ATCC 52813
Lineage: Eukaryota; Fungi; Mucoromycota; Mucoromycetes; Mucorales; Rhizopodaceae
Exons: 4
Coding region: 269-1030 (253 amino acids)
Source: RefSeq, a predicted model, not a curated record
CCGGACAGUCUCCGUCUCGGCACAUCCAAAAUCAACUACGUCAUAAUGUUUGUUGAAAAUGAUUGGAUAAGGUUCUCUUUUUUUUGCAAGCCCAAAAGAUUUUUUUCUUCCUUUCCCUUUUUCCAAAAGAACACAAAUAGGGUUUUUUCUCUUCAUAAACCUUUCUUCUUUCUUUCCUGCAAAAGACAGCAAUUCUUUAUCUUUUAUAUUUACUAGUUGAUAACAAACAAUAUUUUUUUUCCGCUUUUUAUUUCAAGUACCUUAAAUAAUGGAAAACACGCCUAUGAAAAGCGAAGGAACACCCACUGUGACUUCCAACAAUGAGACUGCCACCUCUUCAACGGAAAACAACAGCAGUACUAUGGCUGUGACUAGUAGUAAUGGUAACAAUACUAGUCAAUCUCCCGCAUUCCAUUCCUUAGAGCAGCUUCAUGAAGCGGUGCUAGCAGCUGUGAAUAGUCAUAACAUGCCGCCUGGAUUCAUUGCUGCUGCUGCUGCUGCCGCCGCUGCUGCUGCAAAUGCUAGUGAUCCUCAACAACAACAACAACAACAACAGAGAUAUGAUUUAAACCAACAGCAGCAGCUUGAACAACAGCAGGAUCCUAAUACUAGGCCCAGGAAACAACAACGUACACACCAGCCACUAAGCGAAAUGGAUAUUGCAAAAAAGGAAAGUAUACGUGCUUCAAACAGAGAACGAAAGAAAAAAUGGCGAAUUCAUAAUGAAGAAAGAAACAAAGACAAUGAUUUACGAUGCCGUGUGAACAAACGGGCAAAUAAAUUGUAUGGUUUAGCAGAUAGCGAAGAAAAACAACGAUGGAUUAAAGAAGAAUUUGAAAAACGUCGUUUGAAGCUGUUCCCUCACCUACUAGUACAGGAUCACCAGCGACAACAACUAAUGAUAUGCUCCCUGGUGCAGCACCCCAGCUGUCUGCAUAUUAUUCUCCUUUACCCCAAAUCGAUAACGCUACAGCUUCAAAACUCUUGGAUUUCCCUGCUGACUUACAGCGUCAACUGCUGGAGCAACUGAAUAAUAGUAUGCUGGCACUUACAAAUGGCAUUCAGAGUAGCAAUACAGCUCAACCAGAAUCAAACGACAACAAUAAUAAUGAUAACGAUAAUAGCAGCAAUGAUACGAAUGAAAACAAGCCUGCAUCAGUAGGCUCUGGUAGCCCUGCUGAAUCCAAUGAAGUGACAUCAAACACAGAGAAAGAACAUAAAAUGGAAUCUAGUACAGAGUUAUCACAGAUAAAGGAUGAAUCAGCUGAGGGCGCCUCUAAAUCAGAGAAUGCUUUAGCUGCUCCGU